GAGUUAUUUAGUUUGAUUCAUAGUGACUGAGAAAUCCGGAUUACAACAURAUUUACUAGUCAACACUACAGGAAGAGGAAAUGUAAUCCACAGGAACCGACACUGGAAACUCACGAAUAUUAUUUGGUAUUGUCGUGGUAGGGGUUAGGUUCAAUUGUUUGAGCUGCCAGCCACCCCCUUAGACCGCGUUAAUUGUUUAUGCGUAACGGACAAGCGCCGCGCACUCUGUAUAAAAUACCCCACUAUGCAAGGCCUACAAACUAUAUUUGCGGUCUUCUUGCUAGCUAUCGCCGUCUCUGCUUCGCCAAAUCAUCGUGGAAAAAGAUAUGCUGACUACAUAGCGAGGGCAGUUGAAAUCAUGAAGGCUACUCCGCUGAUAGAUACGCGAUUUGCAACUCGUCGCGAAACGUUCCUGAUCAAGUUCUCAAAAGACUGCCAAAGAGUGAUGGGGUUGUGAUGGUGAACUUUUAUUCGUAUUUCAUUAGUUGUAGCAAUGUUUCAACGCUGGAACAGGUUGUCGGUGGCUGCAGGAAUGAAGGACGACCCUCCGUACGACGAGUACCGAUUCUUUGCGAACGUGACAUGUCGUCCGAAUUACGGCGGAGGACUSGGUGCUAAAAUACCCYAUUAUGGCGGUACAGUGAAGGUGUCACCGAUCAACAUGSAAACAAUAGAAUCGAGUUAGUUUAGUUUAGCUUUCYGGGUGCUCUCAAUGUAUUGAACAUCAAUAAAAUUGUUAAAAACAUA
This is a messenger RNA of Exaiptasia diaphana, 747 nucleotides long. Its product is annotated as dipeptidase 1. NCBI's taxonomy places the organism in Eukaryota, Metazoa, Cnidaria, Anthozoa, Actiniaria, Aiptasiidae. Gene Ontology annotation, molecular function: metallodipeptidase activity. The record is from RefSeq and is a predicted model, not a curated record. Gene Ontology annotation, biological process: proteolysis.